This is a messenger RNA of Octopus bimaculoides (California two-spot octopus), 1684 nucleotides long. RefSeq names its product bone morphogenetic protein 2. Gene Ontology annotation, molecular function: cytokine activity; growth factor activity. NCBI's taxonomy places the organism in Eukaryota, Metazoa, Mollusca, Cephalopoda, Octopoda, Octopodidae. Gene Ontology annotation, cellular component: extracellular region. The record is from RefSeq and is a predicted model, not a curated record.
UACCGAUCUUAUCAGGACGGAUUACUUAUCAAUUUCGGAAACAAACACCAUGUUAUAAUCAGGCCACCGAAGCUCUCUCACAGUUUCCCUUAUGCAGUUUCAUAAUGAUGGUGAGGCACCAAUUGAUGCUAGUUGUAGUUCUCUUCGUACUCCUCCAUGGACAGGUGUUGGCCAUCAUCCUAUCUACUGACACCUUUUCGCAUCACUUACCGCCGGCGUCGACAUCACCGUUAUCAACAUCACCAUUAUCAGUGUCAUCUUCAUCAUCUUCAUCAUCUUCAUCAUCGUCAACAUCGUCCUCAUCAUCAUCGUCGCCGUUGGUGUCAUCAUCAUCAUCAUCAACAUCAUCAUCGUCGUCGUCCUCAUCCUCAUCAUCUGUAAAAGUGACAACAAACAAAAGAGACAAUUUUCCACAGACCCAUGAUGAUUUGUUUAAAGCUUUUGAAGCGAAUUUGCUUCAGAUAUUUGGACUUAAGAAUCGACCCAAACUGAAUGAGAAAACAUUUGUUCCCCAAUACAUGUGGGAUUUAUAUGAUAGCCAUAAACAGAAGAGGGAUCCUUCAGCCCCCACCAGUGGACGAGGUUAUUUACCAGCCAACACUGUUCGCAGUUUCUACCACAUCGACCCUCACUUCAUGGACUGCACAGAAGAAAAUGCCAGUACCAUUAUGUUCAAUAUUUCUAAUAUGAUGGAAGAAGAGAUUUUAACAGCAGCUGAUUUAAGGAUCUUCUGGGAUCCUAAAUUUUAUGAAUAUAACUACAGAAGAGAUGCUAGCUUAAGUGAUAUUUCUAUUGAUAAUUCAUAUGAUAGUAAUUAUAACAUUACUAAAGACAAUAAUAAUAAAAAUAUGUUUAAAAAACUGAAAUAUUUUCCUAUUCGUAUAGAGGUCCACGAAGUUAUAAGUCCACCCCGAUGGGGAAGUUCCAAUGAGUGCAUUACACGGCUUAUUGACACUAAGGUUAUUCACAGCAACAGUAAUACAUCAACAUGGAUUGUUUUUGAUGUACACCCAGCUGUUCUGAAAUGGAAACAAACGCCACACUUAAACCAUGGCUUGCACAUUCGACUAUCUACAGCAACAAAAAACCCAGUUUCUGUUCAACCACAUCAACAUAUACGAUUAAAGAGAGCAGCGGACAUUGAACAAAAUGAAUGGCAAAAUUCUCGCCCUUUACUUAUCACUUACACUGACGAUGGCAAAGGUGUACCCCUCAAACGUUCUCGAAGAAGUGCAAGACACAGAAGGGAACGAGGAAAAAAAAAACGGCGGCGUUCCAAAAAAGUUCAGCGACACCGAAAAGCGGGCGCGGAAUGUCGUAGACACCCAAUGUAUGUUUCAUUUAAUGAAGUAGGAUGGACAGAAUGGAUUGUGGCCCCCGUGGGUUACCAAGCCUUUUAUUGUGAUGGCAAAUGUCCGUUCCCAAUUUCAGACUAUUUGAACUCAACAAAUCAUGCUAUUGUUCAGACCCUUGUGAAUUCUGUGAUGCCCGACAGAAUACCUGAGGUAUGUUGUGUACCUACAGAACUUAGCUCGAUUUCAAUGCUUUAUCUCGAUGAGCAAAACAAAGUAGUCCUUAAAAAUUAUCAAGGAAUGGUUGUAAAAGCAUGUGGAUGCCGAUGACAAAAACUUUUUCUAAACAGUCCUCAGUCAUCAAACAUGUUGUCCUCAUUGACACACUAUUA